Messenger RNA from Rhineura floridana, 5520 nucleotides. It is a transcript of the gene ASB4, whose product is annotated as ankyrin repeat and SOCS box containing 4. Gene Ontology annotation, biological process: intracellular signal transduction; negative regulation of delayed rectifier potassium channel activity; neuronal action potential. NCBI's taxonomy places the organism in Eukaryota, Metazoa, Chordata, Lepidosauria, Squamata, Rhineuridae. The transcript is spliced from 5 exons. Gene Ontology annotation, cellular component: axon initial segment; synapse; membrane. Bases 376 to 1650 code for a protein of 424 amino acids. Gene Ontology annotation, molecular function: transmembrane transporter binding. The record is from RefSeq and is a predicted model, not a curated record.
CAGGUUUCUAGCAAUAAACAUGCUUACUGAUUUUGCUGAGAAAUUAUGUCAACUUUAAGAGCCUUGUUACAUAUUUGCGCAGGAGAAAGUUUUGAUGAGUCGAUAGCUUGGACUAAACCUUUGAGAAUAUUUCUUUAUACUGUGGCAUCAUAAAUCUGCCUGGGUUCCCUUUGACAGAAUUCAGCAUGCAGUGAGCAGAUUAUAUUUCCUUUAUAUAAAUAGAACAAGCAGGUCAGCAUUACUUAGAGUUAAAAGUAUCCUGGGUUUACAGGCUAAUUCUCUCUAGAGAAAUUAAAGACCCUUUUUACGCAGACUAUAAACGUACACAUUUGGCCAUUGAAAACAAGCGUGAUAUAAUAAUCCCACAUAGAAAACAUGGAAGAAACAAUGACAUGGACUGGAACUGGUAAGCUAAUGAAGAAAGCUUUUUUGGAGGCUUUGCAAUUAAACGACUAUAGAACUCUGGAGGAGUUUUUGAAUCAAAAGAAAAUAGAGGUGGACACAGUGUUUGAAGUGGAAGAUGAGAAUCUGGUUUUGGCCUCCUACAAGCAAGGGUAUUGGCUGCCUAGCUAUAAAUUGCAACAUUCCUGGGCAACUGGACUACAUUUAUCUGUUAUGUACGGCCAUCUGGAGAGCCUGAGGGUCCUGUUGAAGCACAAAGCAACAAUCAACUGCCGACCCAAUGGAAAAGCAGCAAUCCACAUAGCAUGCGAAGUAGCUAAUCUGGAUUGUGUCAAGAUACUUUGUAGCCACGGAGCAAAAACCAACUGCUAUUCACUGAGUGGGCUUGCGCCCCUGCAUUAUUGUACGACAAAGCUGUCCAUUACUUGCGCACAACAGUUAAUCUGGAGAGGAGCAGAUGUGAAUAUAAGAACAAAUGAUCAAGAGGAAGAAACUCCCCUUCACACAGCUGCACGUUGUGGUAUCCCUGAAAUGGUGGCCUUCUAUGUAGAACAAGGAGCUGUGGUUGAUUGUGCAAAUGCCCACAGAGAAACCCCACUGGCCUGUGCAGCAUACUGGGCUCUUAAUGUUAAGGAACAGACCUACAGCACAGAUCACCAUCUGAUCUGUAGGAUGCUGCUUGACUAUAAAGCUGAUGUCAGUUCGCGCGAUGAGGAUUUCAGAACUCCCCUCCACAAGGCUGCCUGGAACUGUGAUCAUGUACUCUUGGACAUGCUGCUUGAGGCAGGAGCUGAGGCCAACCUUAUAGAUGACAAUGGGUGUGCUUCCUUGCAAUAUGUCCUGAAAGUGACAAGUGUGCGGCCUGGUGCCCAGCCAGAAUGUUGCUUUCAGCUGCUUCUCAAUCACGGAGCUGCCAGGAUAUAUCCUUUACAAUUCCAUAAGCAGGUUUUGCAGGCCUGUUGCUCUUAUCCCAGAGCAGUUGAGGUUAUUGUGAAUACAUAUGAACAUGUGAAGUCCACAGCAAAAUGGAGAGCAGCUAUACCUGAUGAUGUCUUUGAGAUGUAUAAAGAUUUCUACAAAUCUCUCUUCGAGGUCUGUGAAAAUACACCAAGAUCACUGAAACAUUUGGCCAGAUGUGCUAUUCGAAGAAUAUUGUGCAAUCGAUGCCACAAAAGGAUCCCUUUACUCUUCAUUCCAGUGACACUGAAGAAGUAUUUGCUCUUAGAACCAGAAGGGAUAAUAUACUAAGCUUAUUCAGUAACCUGAUUUUGUAAAAGUGGGGUGCACUCCCAUGGAAGAAGUUAACAUCAAGGGUUCAGUGGUAUCACCCAGAACAAGAGUUCUGGGUUCAUAUUAUAGCUAAGGAUCCCACAAAGUUCUCAAAUCUACUGGGGUCUGAACCCAGUGCUGUUUCAUAAUGCAUUUCACCCCCAGCUUGAAUCUGAAGGAAUAUACAUGGAUUGCUGGAAAAGAAUUAGGUCAACUUUUCCAUCUGCUUUCAAAUCUAAAUAAUGACUGAGCUAUGAAUAUUAGUGCUUUGAACCGUGUGGCUUUCAAUGAUCCAUACAAGACAUGUGAUAAAUUAAAAUACCAUUAUUUUAUUAUAAUCUUUGGAAUCCUAUAUAGUAAUAAACCACCUCAUUUUCUAAGAGUGGAUCCUUAUGUAGCCAAAACAGCACCAUUCAUGCACAAGAGGGAGGUAUCAGCAGGUUCAAGGCAACCCUCAAGUUUACAAAAUAUAUUUUUGGGGGGAGGGGAAGCACUAAGGAGGGGACCCCCCCAAAAAAACAGCCCAGUGUUAAGUGGCCACAGAAUAAUGGCUAACUGUUAGGGUGGUGGUGCAAUGGGAAACCAUGGGUUAGAAAAUGGAAUGGAGUAUCUUGAAAGAGGCAUGACUGGCUGGAACCCUGAGCAGAAGCAUUGUACACUGCAACAUUUUGUUGCACGUACCACUUCUUAAGAAAUACUCCCAAUGCAGACAUCUUAUAGCUAAUCAGAGCUAUUCUUUCUUUAUAAGAACUUGUUGAUUGGUAUAUCAGUACUGUCAUUUGGUGAACUUGAUCUCUUCAGCUGUCCUAAGAUGACUGUUUUAAAACCAAAACCUUCUAAUGUUUUAAUGAUUCUUUUUAUACUUCAGUAAAGCUGCAUCAUACUCUCAUGCAGAACUGGGGAAUAUUUACUGCACAUUUUACUUAUAUGGGAUUGUUUCCUACCAUUUAAUGUAAUCUAUUGGUUGAUAUAGUUCAGUCAGCACCAUUCAAUCAUUUCUUAGAAAUCUAAGAAUGGAAAAUUAAAAAAUGAUCACCCCUGGUUACAUUCCCGCCCCAAACAACAGAGGUGGUGCUUUCCAUCCAGACUGCCUUUGCUUGGUAAUACCUUGGUCAUGGUUUACUACGCUAUUUGUCCAUAGAGCCCAAUCUUGUGGUGAGAGACAAGUACAAUUGUGUCCUCACUACUUCAUGUUUUCAUUUUAUAUAGUAGAGCAGGUGUUGGGAAACCUUUUGUCCUCCAGAUGUUGUUGAACUACAACUCCCAUCAUCCUGGCCAUUGGACACGCUUGUUGGGGCUGACGGGAGCUGUAGUUCAGCAAAAUCUGGAAAGCCAAAUGUUCCCCACCCCUGUGGUAGAGGUUGCCUUCUGACAUGGCUGAUGGUUCCCAAUAGCUCUUUUGUAUCAUAUAGUGACUUGGCAUGCAGUGACCCACCCUACUGUCACAAAGAAACACUGAAGGCACAUUUUCCACACAGGUGAUACCAUAUGUUGUCUCCAGUAAUGGUAUCCUAAGUAACACAUUUGUGAAAUAAUUUUCUGAGACUCUUGAUCUCUGGCUUUGAGAUACAUGGCUAGUUGGGCUGAUUGUGAUAGGCUUGAUAAGAUAAUUGAUUCUCUGUAAUAUCUUACGUUGGACACUUUCAUGAAAAUGUUGGAGACAAAUUCACUAGACACGUUAAGGAGAAGAUAUUCUACAUCAGUGUAAGUGGCUGGAGUAUACACUGUAAGCCAAGGAUGAGGAACCUGUGGUCCUUCAGACUCCCAACAGCCAAAUUCAGGAUACCAAUGGUCAGGGAUGAUGGGAGUUGUGGUCCAACAACUUCUGAAGGGCCACAGGUUCCCCAUCCCUGGUAUAAGCCAUUGUAGUCCUUCCAGGGCUGUGAUUUAUUGUGUCUGCUUGCAUUAUGAAGUAAAUCCUUAACGUGUUUAUAAAUGAACAGCAGCACUUUCUGGAAGAGAUGAAUUAUUGAAUUAUUUUAAUAGAAAAUUGGUAUGUGUAAUCUAAUCGCUUCACAUAUUAUGGAAAUCCUUGUCUGUGGUCCCUGUAACAAAUAGGAAUGCCCACCUAUACACAAAUUUUGGACUGAAGCAUACUUAGAAAUUUCUCACAUAUUUGACGGCACUGUGGACAUGUCUCCUCAGCUUUUCUUACUGAACCAAUGGGACACUCAGAUGAAAACUGUCCAUGCAAAAGAGCUUCUGACAUGGUUGUUGGUGGGUGCCAGACUUUCUACAGUGCAAAAGUGGAAGACAAUGCAGGAUUUAAAUACUGUAUACAGUUAUGGUACAAAACCCUAUGGAAUUUGGCUACAUCAGAAAAAAAAAAUAACUAAUGAUUUGAAGAUCUCUGGUGGAUUGGAGAUUCCAGAAAAUUUCUAUGGGGUCUGGUGGUGCUUUAUUUCAUACACUGCUGUCAAUAACACCCAAUAUUCUCUACCUACACUGAUGUGAGAAGUUCGGAUGUUGAAAUUACUUUCUUUUUCUGUGCUAAGUUUAUAUUCUGGCAUGGUACCCCAGGUUUUUUCUCUUUUAGUUGUUUUGUGUUGAUUCUAUUAUGGUUUUUGUGUUAUAUGAGCAUAUGAUUAAUAAAACCAUUUUUUUUUUAAAGGGCCAGUUUCCUUGUCACAUUUCAUGGAGUUCACUGCAAAAACAUGGCAAAUAAUAUGCAUAUGCAACUAGUCCAUAAUGGUGAAAGCUGCCCUAAAACAAGAAGAUUAAAGGAAGGUGCCUGCCACUGAGAUGAAUCUCCUACUGGGAACAGGACAAAGAUAGGGAGGAGUCAUAUUUAAAAUCUGAAUGUAUAAUUCUAUACUUUGAUUUUGACAGAGUGUGCAUUUGGGAAAGGGAGAACAAAAAGGCUAUUUGGAUCUGUCACUGUAGCUAAGGCUUCCAUGCUGUGAGCGAAGAAAAAAAGCUUGUCACUGCUACUCCUAAAUGCCCUCCCAUUUUUGUAGCCCUCCUCUUCUUUUUAUUCUAUGGGCAUCUAGCCUUACUUCAAAGUUUUGUUCUAAGCAGGUGCUAGAUUAUACCCAUUGUGGCGUCUGACAGGGAGCCCAGCAGGAUCACACUGAUUAUAGGGGUAAGAAUUUGCACGCUGUUCAAAAUGCUGGAGCACAUCAAUGUCAGAACAAAACUGGCUUGUGCCCUUUUAUUGCCUCUCUUCAUCUGUGGUGAAAGGCCAGUAGGAAAUAAAACCCUCUGACUUUUGUGGUGGUGGUGGUGGUUGCUCUGGACAAAUUUCAUUGUGCUGCCUUGAUUUCCCAAUUCCUGUGUUUGACAGAACUCGCCAAGAACUUGGACAUGUAAAAUGUGGAUUGCGUGACACGACCGUUGCAAAUGCAAAUAUGCAAAAUGCUUACAACAACCUCUGCCAUCCAGCAUUUUGUCACACAACACACUUGCCGGUAUUGUCACACUCUUGCACAAUAACAAAAUGAGCUGCCUCACCAAAGCCUAGGGGCUGUAUUCAGCUCAAUCCUAUUCAGAGUAAGUCCACUGAAAUUAAUGAACCUAAGUUAGUCAAUGGGUGUUCUUUGAGUAGGACUAACACUAAAUACCACCCAUGGAAUAAAUAUGGCCCUGAAGAAAAACUCUGUACAGCUUGAAAGUUCGCAGAAAUGUUUACCCAAAGGAAUUAUUUCAAUAAAACAUAUCUUUGUCACUUUCUCUAAGGCUAACUCAAUUAUAACAUUCAGAACUGGCAAGGCUGUCAUUGAGGCCCUACCUCGGGACAGAUGCUGAGGGAGGGAGCAGUGGGAGCAGUUCCCUGACAUUUUCUUCAGGCAGACCUUUGGGGUGGGCUAGAUUUUAACAUCAUUGCUUUUAGAUUUUAAUGUUAUUGUAUUG